Rattus rattus (black rat) is the source of this 3799-nucleotide messenger RNA. RefSeq names its product ubiquitin conjugating enzyme E2 G1 (gene Ube2g1). Gene Ontology annotation, molecular function: ubiquitin conjugating enzyme activity. The transcript has 6 exons. Lineage: Eukaryota; Metazoa; Chordata; Mammalia; Rodentia; Muridae. The coding region runs from base 339 to 851 and encodes 170 amino acids. The record is from RefSeq and is a predicted model, not a curated record. Gene Ontology annotation, biological process: proteasome-mediated ubiquitin-dependent protein catabolic process; protein polyubiquitination.
GGAGCGGCCCUGCGCGCAGUGAGGCAGUGGCGGGGGAAGGCACCGGUGGGGCCGACGGGCGGGCUGAGGAGGGAAGCGGGCGAGCGAAGUCCCAGUGCGCGCCGCGGCGGCCCGGGUACCCUCCCCUUCCGGGCGUGAGCCGCUGAGAGGAAAGCCGAGCGGAGCGGACUCGCAUAGGCAGCGAGGUGCUUCUCGGGUCUCCCAAGACCGGCCUCCCGCGGCUUCGGCGCUCCAGUCGCGGGGCCCGGGUUCCUCAACACACCUAGCUUCAGCCACCGUCAGAGCUUGUCCCCCGUCCGUCGAAGUCCCGGCGGCAGCCCGGGCUCUUGGUGGGGAGGAUGACGGAGCUGCAGUCGGCACUGCUACUGCGAAGACAGCUGGCAGAACUCAACAAAAAUCCAGUGGAAGGCUUUUCAGCAGGUUUAAUAGACGACAAUGAUCUCUAUCGUUGGGAAGUCCUUAUUAUUGGUCCUCCAGAUACACUUUAUGAAGGUGGUGUUUUUAAGGCUCAUCUCACUUUCCCAAAAGAUUAUCCCCUCCGGCCUCCUAAAAUGAAAUUCAUUACAGAGAUUUGGCACCCAAAUGUUGAUAAAAAUGGUGAUGUUUGCAUUUCUAUUCUUCAUGAGCCUGGAGAGGAUAAAUAUGGUUAUGAGAAGCCAGAGGAACGCUGGCUGCCUAUCCAUACUGUGGAAACCAUCAUGAUUAGUGUCAUUUCUAUGCUGGCAGAUCCUAAUGGAGACUCACCUGCAAAUGUAGAUGCUGCGAAAGAAUGGAGGGAAGACAGAAAUGGAGAAUUUAAAAGGAAAGUUGCCCGGUGUGUAAGAAAAAGCCAAGAAACUGCUUUUGAGUGAUGUUUAUUCAAUAGCUAGUAACUUCACUUAUUUCAGGGUCUCCAAUUGAGAAACAUGGCACUGUUUUUCCUGCACUCUACCCACCUAUUGCUGGACUUCUGUUGUAACAAGUUGGCAAACUCUGGCUGGAACUGGGCUGCAAUAAAACAUGCCAGUCAUUAAUGCUGACAAGAGCCUAACAAGUGCCAACUUACAGAUGAUUACGCAUUUUGAAUUCUAAUGAACUGUUUUAACCUUCAGGAAGAAUUGUAAAGACCUGUACAUAGCACAACAUGAUCCGGAUAAUAUAUAUACUGUUCAUGUACAUCCACAAACACACCUUGUACCAAAUAAUGCUGUCUUGUAGUAGAAUAAGAAUCGUGUAAAUUCUAAAAGACUUUAGCAGGUUUUCUUUUCCCAUUCAUCGUUUUUUAUCAGUUCAAAAAGAUUUCUUAAAGCAUGUCAGGUGAAAACCAAUAAGGAUUAAAAGUUUCCAUAUAAUUUCCUUUAAACCAUUGAGUCUUUCAUUACACUCUUUCCAUUUACUAAUCUUUUAUAUUUUCUUUGUUUUGGCACACCCUCCCCCUUUCCUUUUAUCUCUUCUAUCUGCCAGAAAGUUCUCAAAUCAUUUAGCUAAAAUACUGAAAUACUAGUAAAUUACUUGAUUUUCACGAUGACUUCAGAGUUGGGGUCAUCACUAGGUGCUUUGUCCUUUUUGUACUCUGAUUCACCCAUCUCUUGGAUUGGAUGUAGCAAUAACAUUUUCUGGCUGUUGAGAGCUCUUGAUCCUAGUCACUAUCUCCUGAGAACUUUAAAAAAAAAAAGUAAAGUCUGUUCUAAGUUCAUCUUAGUGAAAUUUAUUCCAAACAAUACAAAAAUCCAGAUUUGGUUUUAUUUUUGCCCUUAAGUUGUCUGAUAUUAAGGUUGGAUGAAUAUAGCAUGCGCAGCUACAGGCUUUCUACAUCUGGGAUUGCUAUUACAAAUGCUAUUUGUCCUAUUACCCUUCUCCUUAGCCCAUAUUUGUUUCUUCUUACAGCAGAUUUUCCUCACCUAUUGUACAAAGAAAUUGCGAUGUAUAUUUUCAUGUAAUUUGAUUUUGGAAUUUUGUCACCUUAUGUAGUGAGUUCUUCCAAAAUAUAAUUUUUUUCCAAUAAUUGUCAAGUUGUUGGCUUUUAUUGUAUUAAAUGAAGGUUAUAGUACUGAAUACCAGAGAAGUGCAGUUUAGAAAAAUCUCAGGUUGAUUCCUUAUGCAAACUUAAUACUUGAAAAUCUCAUGGCCAUGGCAGUAUACUAUUGGGUUUUAUUUAGAUUCUUUAUCUGAAUCUGAAAGUAUUACAGGGGAAAGUCCUUUGCUAACUGACAUACAGAAUUUGUCACUGACAUAGUGCACUUAGAUUUGAUUUUUCUUUGAGCAUAAGUAUUGUUUCCUAAGUGGUUUUAUGAAACAGCUUUGGUGAUGGGUAAAAUUAGUACAUUAAAUGUUAAAGACAGGCAGACCUAAGCUCCUGUCUGGUUUUGGCCGAGAAUGGGAAGUUGUGUUUGGUAUGUAAGAGCUAGAGCAUAAAACAGUACCUGUUACUUGAGACUGUUUGAGUGUGAGGAUAGGUGUGUUUCUGCCCUUGGGGUUUGGAUAAGUCUUUUGGCAGAAAAGGGAAUGAAAGGAUUCCUGUUGGUGUCAGACCUUUCAACUUCUUAUGUCUUUUAAAGCAGAGGGGAAAUGGAUCAAGAUGUGGCUAUGAUACAGCAACAUUUUCAAAUUAGUUUUCUCAGAAGCAUUCUGAAAUCCUAUAAACAUGAAAACCCAUAAAUGUGUAGCAACUGUGAACACUUGGUUUUAUUGGAGCCCAAUAAUCUUCAAGAACUUUUAGACACCUGCUCCCCACCCCAGACUAGAGCUAUUCUACAGUGCUACUGUCCUGUCAGAAAUUGUUCCCACAAUGGUUGCUUUUGCAAAUACGGAGUUGGAUUUUUGCUCUCCUAUUGCUGUGAUUCUAGCAGUCUGUUAAAUUAAAUCCAGGGUUUGACUGCUCAGCAAGUAGUAAAUCGCCUAGUAACUCAGGGACAACUGUUCUGCACUUGUAAGUGGCACUGUAACCAUGUGGGCCAGAUCAAGGACUACUGGAAAGGUAGGAGUGAUUGCCUUCCUCCUGAAGCUCUUUCUCCUCAUGGUGCCCUGACCAAUCUUUACACCUGAAACAGAAGCCUGAGUGUUAGGGCUUGCUUUUCUGUCAGAGGUGUCAUCUGUGCCUUUCCUAGUGUUCAUCUGACAAUGUGGAUUUCAAUGCCUCUACAUUUGACUUAAACUCACAUUCAGGUGGCACUAAACCAAGUGGCAUUCAUCCCACUAAUGCAUCAUCAUUAGAGUGAGGCAGUUGUGUUUUAAAAACAGUCCCAUCACUACCCCAAAACCCUGCCACCUAUGCCACCCAUCAGCUAUUCCUUUAGAUUAUAGAAUUGUUGGCUGUUAACUAAUGUUCAAAGUUCUUAUAGAGGAUCGCAAAUUUUAGUCUUUUUUUAAUGAGAUAAUAUUGAUAGCUUUUUGACCUCAGAGUUUAAAAUCACACAGAGUUGAUCUUCUUGUCAUUAGAAGGUAAUGCUUGAACAUUUGAUUUUUCUAUUUUGUGAUACCUGGGUGUCAUAUUAUCUUUUAAUGGCCUUUGGUCCCAGUUGUGAAAUUUUAUUUAUAUGCUCAUUCAUUCUCUACAAACCUGCCUCCUUCGGGUCUUGGUGCCUGUGUUUCAUUGUCUGGUCUCUAGUUGGUGGAAUUACCCUUUUUUGUACUGCCACUUCUCAAUAUUUUUGAAGUUUGACAUAAUGUUGCUUCAUUCCAGUUUUUUUUUUUUAAGUUCUGUAAUUUGACUGUAUUUAACUAUGUGAGCUUUUUUUUUUUGUGUGAUGUUUACUGUAUUGUUGUAAAGCACCUUAAUCAUGUGAUGGGUGCUCUAGAAAUCAAUAAAUGAUGACUUAGA